Molecule: messenger RNA, 4143 nt
Organism: Pararge aegeria (speckled wood butterfly)
Lineage: Eukaryota; Metazoa; Arthropoda; Insecta; Lepidoptera; Nymphalidae
Product: protein artichoke-like
Exons: 4
Coding region: 31-4143 (1370 amino acids)
Molecular function (GO): protein binding
Source: RefSeq, a predicted model, not a curated record
UAACAUAAAUGAAGAAGACAAACAAUAAAAAUGGGUGAAAAUUACUUCUCACGCUUUAUGAAGUGUGCCAUACACAUUUUUUUAAUGAUUAUUUAUGUUCCAACACUGCAAGGAAAAGAGCAGCUACAAUGUCCGAACUUAGCAGAAAAUCCUUUCUGUACAUGUUAUAUUAUUGACAAAGGUUUGAGAUUAAAGUGUCCCAACGCCAAACCUGACGUUAUAAGAAAUGUGCUCUUAAAGACAAAGGGAACAAUCAACGCUUUAACGUUAUAUGACUUUGAGAAGUCAGUAACAGAACUGAAUAUUAGCACAAUAAUUCCUUCACAUGUGAAAAUAAACAAUUUAGAAAUAACGAGAUCUGGUUUAACGAAAGUGAUCCCUAGUGUUUUUCAAUCGGUUCGCAAAUCACUGGUAUCUUUAAAAAUUGUUGCCAGUAAACUAAACAGUAUACCCCAUGAAACUCUAAUUCAACUAUUUCAUAUUGAAACUAUUGACUUUCAACUCAAUGACAUAAAAUAUUUACAAGGAAAUGCUUUUAAAGAUCUCAAAUUGAAAGAAGUUAAUUUGAGAGGAAACAAAAUAGCAAAUAUUUCUGAAAAUGCAUUCCUUUUUCUAGAAAAAACUUUAGCCGAGCUGGAUUUGUCAGAAAAUUUUCUCGAAACGUUUCCUUUACAAUCACUAAUAUACCUUAAAAACCUAACGAGGCUCAGAGUACUUAGGAAUAAACUGAAUACAAUACCAGACCAUAUAAAUGCCACUGUACCAAAACUAAUUACUUUGGAUUUGAGUUCAAAUGUAUUUAGUAGAAUAGACAAAAACUGGUUCAAGUCUAUGCCUAAUUUAAAAACAUUAGUAUUUGUUGGUAAUGAAAUCAAGUAUAUUGCCGAAGAAGCAUUUUUUUCUUUACAAUUUUUAACAGAUCUAGAUUUGAGUCGAAAUAAAAUUAUUAAUAUUGGAAAAAACACAUUUCAAAGAAAUUUAAAUAUUAAAAGUGUAGAUUUAAGAUAUAACCACUUACACCAUAUAAAUGGUAUAUUUUCGAACCUUAAGCAUCUUUCUGAAAUAUUUUUAUUCGAAAAUAACAUUCUUGAAUUAAAUGAUGACGCGUUUUAUAAAACAAUAGAAUUAACUUUUCUUAAUAUAGAAUCAAAUGCUAUACGCUUGCUUCGUUUACACUGUUUUGAUUAUUUAAAUAACCUUAGAAUACUUCGUAUAGGACAUAAUUUUAUAAAAACUCUUCCAAGUAAUUUGUUUCAAUUCAACCGAAAACUUGAAUAUCUUAGUUUAGAUCACAAUGAAAUCAAAGAGUUAGAUGAUUCAGUAUUUGAUAAGUUAGUUUCAGUAAAGAUAUUAAGGUUGCAGAACAACAAGUUGACACAUAUAAACGGUAAUGUAUUUCGUCCACUGACAGGGCUUUCAGAGUUACAUCUACAGGAAAAUUCCAUAAAAAGUAUUGAUUCUGAUGCUUUUGUAACACUUAAAAAACUUGAGUUCAUUAAUUUAGAGUAUAAUGAACUUAAUAUUAUAGGUGAUGUGUUACCAAAUUCAUCAUUAACUCAUAUUAUGAUCAAUUCAAAUUUUUUGUCACUAAUAAAAGAGAGCUUUCUUAAAGGACAAAUAAAUUUACAGGUGAUUGAGCUAUCGGAAAAUAAUAUUAAAAUGCUGACACCUUUUAUGUUUAGUGAUUUGACUAAUAUCCAAUUGUUGCAGUUAAAAAAUAAUAGUAUAAUGCACAUAGAGAACAGAACAUUCGUAAAUUUAAAAAAAAUAAUACGUUUGGAAUUGAGCCUAAAUAAAAUUAGUGAAAUACAUAAUGAGACAUUUUAUAAUCUUGUAACACUGCAAGAGUUAUUAUUGAAAAGUAAUAAUAUAAAACAAAUUGCAAAAGAUUCAUUCAAGUAUCUAGUUAAACUUAGAAUACUUGAUUUAUCAGAAAACGAGAUUUUUACUUUAAAUUUUAAUAUCGGUUCACUUCCGAUUAAAGAAAUUCGCUUAAAUCAAAAUGUAAUUGCAACAAUUUUAUCAGAUUCAUUAGGAAUUUUACCUCAUUUAAAUGUGUUGGAAUUAAAAAUGAACUACUUAACCUGGGAAGAUAUUAUUCAAGUUACUAUUCCAGGAUUGAAAUCACUUGUGCUGUCAAAUAAUGAUUUUACAAACCUAGGUAAUAGUACAUUUUCUCAUUUAGUUUCUCUUCAAUCGCUAAAUUUGGAAAUGUCAAACAUAUCACAUUUGCCUUCAUCGAUAUUCAUUAAAAAUCAAAACUUACUUAAAAUUAAUCUUGCAUACAACAAUCUUAAUGAGUUGGAAGAAAAUGUAUUUGCUUAUACCAAAGUAUUACAAGAGCUUAAUUUAAAAGGUAACCAAUUUACGAAUUUUCCUGUUUAUGCCUUGUUCAAUGUCAGUUCUCUUGAAAGCAUAGAUUUAAGCCAAAAUAAAUUACGAAUGGUUGAUUUUAUUCAGUUUCAAGGAAUGCAUGAUUUGAAAUCUUUGAAUUUAAGCCAAAAUAAUAUUUAUGUUUUAUACGGCUUCAAAUCACCAUCUUUAACAAAUUUAAUUUCAUUAAAUUUGAGUAAAAAUAGAAUAACACAACUUCCAGAAAAUUUUCUACAACAUUCAGCAAGCUUAGAACAUAUAGAUUUGUCAAACAACUUAUUUAAAUUCAUUCCCACUGGCUUAUCUGAACCCUUUUUUCCUGCACUGAGAUCAUUAAAUAUGUCUUUUAACACAAAGAUAGAACAAAUUAUAAAGACAUUUCCAAUUAAACAAUUUCCAAAGUUAGAAGAAUUAGUUGUAACGAAUACAGAGAUGAUAGUUAUUACCAGUUUGGACUUCGAUUAUUUUCAAUCCUUAAAGAAAUUAAUUCUGUCUAAUAAUGUUAUCAAUAUACUUUCACCUGGUGCUUUUUUAAAACUAAACAAACUUGAAUUGUUGGAUUUAAAUAACAAUGAAUUAGAAAUAUUUGCGAAUGAAAGAGGUCGUGGACUAUUUUCAGUGCAAACGAUAAAUAUUUCAAGAAAUAUUAUUACAGAACUGGAAGAGUUUACAUCAGAUUUACAGAAGUUACAAAUUCUAGACAUAUCUUUUAAUAAAAUUAAGAAAAUAAAUAGAAGUGUAUUUAUAAACCUUUUCAGUUUAAGAGAGCUAUACUUGAAUGGUAAUCGGCUUACAGUAGUAACAACAAACCUAUUUGCUAAAUUAAGGAAAAUAUCACACAUCGAUUUGAGUCGCAAUGAUUUUCAAGUAGUGCAGAUGAAAAUGUUAGAUCAUAUAGAAACUCAAAUCGAAAGCAUUUCUUUUGAUGAAAACCCUCUUGACUGUGAUUGUAUAACACAAAAACUAUGGAGAUGGAUGCAUGAUCACCAUAAAAUUAUUUUAAAAGGAAGUAGCCAUUUGCGUUGUAAAAACCCGGAAGAACUACAUGGGUUAAGUUUUUUGGAAAUAACGCCUCAAAAGCUGUGUGAUAUUCCCGUCGUAGUUCGAAUUGCACUACAAGACAUUCAAACUUAUUCAGUUUUAGUUUCAUGGCAAAGUCGCCAUCAGCCUGGUUUAAAUGGAUACCAAGUUGCUUAUUUUGGGGAACAUAUGACAUCGAUCGUUCGAGGUAAAAUUCUGAAUUCUACAGCAAGAACCACCAGAUUAAAUCAUUUGACACCGGGAGCCAGAUAUGUAAUAUGUGUUAUCGCGAUCGUUGAUUUUGAUAACACUCCAGCAUCUACAAUGCCUAACGCUAGAAUAGCGCUUUCGUCUUUGGAAAAUUCCGGGGUUAAUGUAUAUGGAGAUGAAUUAAUAUUCACUGAUCUACGAUCAAACGUAAUGAAUGAUUCUCAUAUCAGUAAAUGCACUACUGUGAGCACACUAGAAAUAUUUAGUACAGGGCUGGAAAGUCCAAAAAUUGUAGGAAUAUUAGAAAUUGUGACUAGAAGACUAAGCUUGGUAGUAGGAUGUUGUAUAAGUCUUAUAGUUUUUGUUGUAUUUGCGUCUGUUUUAGGUUAUGUACAAAAGAAAAAACGACCCGUAUUGCCGAAAAUUGAAGUCCAGCAGCCGGUUCAGUAUAGAUCAUAUGAUAAUUUUGCUGAAACGAACUUAGAUUCUCAUUCGGGUAAUUUGGAUAUAAAUACUAUUUCUACACACAUUUCCAUUUAA